UUUACCGAUAGUUUACUGUGUGUAAAUAAUAUUUUUUAUCAUUAUCCCUAAAUAAAUUUAUAAAUUCGACGUUCCAUGACGUAUACCUGUAAUUAUAAAAGAGUAUACGCGCCAUUAUUUGAUGAAAAAAUGUUAAAAAGUAUUAUUUUUGUGUUAUCAUAUCUUGUUGUUCUUUCAUACGCAAAAACUUGUGAUUUUAACGUGAAACUGACUCAAACUCUUCGUAAUGAAGGAUUUCACAGGAAUAUAACCUAUGAAGUAAUAUUCAAUGCCGAUGAAGAUAAGCCUCGCCGGGAACUGCGAGACUGUUCUGUGGGUCUGGAUCAAAAGCUGCCGCCAGGAGUGUACGCUAACCCGGAUGAGCUGGGGGAUUUGAAAAGGACGAAAAAGAUAUAUGUGUUACCAAAGAACCGAAUCAACAUAGAACUGCCGGCUGAGCAGUCAAGCGAAAGCAGCAUAUAUGUGAUGGGAGUAGUCACUGAUGACCGGGCAGACUUGUGGGUACCGGUGCAUGCUCGGUACCAUCAGGCUACUUUUGGAGGAGGAAUGGCUAGAAACGAGAUCCACCCUCCCCGUCUGUUCCUGUACUGCCCUGACGUUCUGCGCUGCGACGGACCGACGAUGCCUUUACUCUACACUUGUGAGGACAGCCCUAAAGACUGCUGGAACACCUACGAGGAGAUCCCAUACACUGUGCUCACAGACACCUUGAUAUGGGAGGUGCCAGUCGGCAACACGCAACAUUAUCUGGCGGUCGCCGGCGCCACGGCGCUGGUUAUAGUCGCUGGCAGCCUGUACUUACUCAAGUCCAUACAUCAGUACAAGCGGCACUGAGGUACCUAACUGUUGCAGUUUUACCCUACAUAUAUAUCUACUUAAUGGCGCAGCGAACCAAAAUCAUUAUUGGCCAAGUUUACGCCAGUUGUCUCAAUCCUGUGCGAUGGCUGCGCCCAAUAAUAUUGUCAAGACAAAAGGGCCGGUUGCGUCAAACCGUCUGUCACCGUUAAAGCGUUCGUAAAAUUGUAUUGUAUGGGAAGUUCCAUAGACAUCUGCUGCGUGACGAUGAUGUGUCUGUCAAAUGUGGUUGAUGGAACUGGCCCUAAGAAUGUAUUUGGAUUUGGCUGGGUGUAGGCCCAUCGGACGUCCCAGGUAUCUAGGGCUGUUUUACCAAAUCGUUAAAACCUGGCACCCUAAUACAUCAGUUCAAGCAGCACUGAGAUACCUAACUGUUCCAGUUGUACCCUAUAUUCUACCUGUAUGAUUAAUGAUAAUGGCACAGCGACCCAAAAUCAUCCUUGGCCAAGUUUACGCCAGUUGUCUCUAUCGCCGAAAUACGUCCAAUAUUAUUGACAAGACGCUGCUUGAAGGUCACGUAUUGAGAAUAGACUAGGCAUACCUGCAGGGUUAACACAUGAUUGCCGCGAGAGUAUGUCGCCGCGAGAUAGACUACCCGUCCUUAUGUCAUUAAUACUGUUAGAAGAAGACGUGUCAUCUAUCUCGCGGCGACAUACUCUCGCGGCAAUCAUGUGCUAGGCCUACUGGGACGCUUAGCAACGGGAAAGCCGUCGGACGUCCCAGGCUAUGUAGCCGAAUGGCACAAACGCUCACGAAACGAAACGCGGGUAGAUAUCUAUCUCUAUCGCUCUUGCGUAUUGGCGUGACAGAGCCAGACUACCUUUCGCGGCGUUUUGUUUUCGUUUCGCGUCGCAAAAAUGCCAUUCGGUCUACGGCACCAGAUAUCGCUGAACCUAAGUUUCACUCAACCAUACAUAGACAUGAAAUAGAUGGCGCUGUAUACAAAUAACUCUAAUAGUAUUGUAUCUUCAAUUGCGACCUUAAUACAGUGCCAUAAUGUUGUCAGUGUGUAAAACUUAGAUUAAUUAGUUUAAAUAAUUGUGAUCUAGUCUGCGUAAACAAUAUGCAUUCCUAAAAGUAUUUCAAUUGUACCAAAUAAGUAAUU
Molecule: messenger RNA, 1960 nt
Organism: Leguminivora glycinivorella
Lineage: Eukaryota; Metazoa; Arthropoda; Insecta; Lepidoptera; Tortricidae
Gene: PIG-X
Product: phosphatidylinositol-glycan biosynthesis class X protein
Exons: 5
Coding region: 76-834 (252 amino acids)
Biological process (GO): GPI anchor biosynthetic process
Cellular component (GO): endoplasmic reticulum membrane
Source: RefSeq, a predicted model, not a curated record